CGGCAAUAAUUUGCUUUUACAAGCUGCUGCUUAUUUUAACUUUAGAAAAAACGUUUUAAAAACGUGCUUAGUUAGCCAAACAACGGCUACCAUUGAAAGGAUGGCACUGAAAAUCACCGGCAAAACUGAGGGACAGCUUCAACUGCAUCUCACUACCAAGCAGAAGCAAUUUGCUGUCCCAGAUGUCCCGUACUCCAUCCGAGCCAACGUAAGCAAUAAAGAAUUGAAUGUACUGAUUAAUACAUUGUUAAAAGAUUCCGAUAACCCCGAGGCGGGUAAAGUGGAGUUCGAUUUUCUGCUGAAUGGAGAAUUUGUUAAAAUUCCUCUCGGACAACAUCUGAAGGAAAGAGAAAUAUCUUUUGAGGACACAGUUGAGCUGGAAUAUGUUGAGCGGUACCCAGCACCGGAACCGCAGGACUGUUUGCUGCACGACGAUUGGGUUUCGGCACUUGAAGCUCGUGAGGGAUGGAUUCUGACGGGAUGUUAUGAUAACACCUUGAAUCUGUGGACCGCUAAGGGAAAGCACAAACUUACCAUUCCGGGACAUAUCGCACCGGUCAAGGGUGUGACAUGGAUUUCGUUGAAUGAGGAACGGGGUGUGUUUGCAAGCGCAUCACAAGAUCAAACGGUCAUGCUGUGGGAGUGGAACGUGGCUGCCAAUUCGGUGGAGUGUGUCCAGGUGUGCAAGGGACACGAACGCGGAGUGGACUGCAUUGCAGCCAAUCAAAGUAAGACCCGAAUGGCAACGGGAAGUUGGGAUACGAUGUUGAAGGUAUGGUCCACGGAUGUACGAGAGGACAGUGAGGCGCAGCCUUCGACCAGCAAACGUCAAAAGUUGGAUCAAAGUAACCCGCGAACACCGAUACUUACACUGGCCGGGCAUCGAGAGUGCGUCUCCGGCGUUCAGUGGAUUGACGAUAAUACAAUCGUGACCUCUUCGUGGGAUCAUACGAUAAAAAUAUGGGAUCUUGCUUUGAGCGGUGUGAAGUCGGAAAUUUCAGGUCAGAAAUCGUUCUUCGAUUUGAGCUACUCACCGUUGAAUGGGUUGAUUAUUGCUGCUUCACCGGAUAAAAAUUUGCGAUUGUACGACCCUAAAUCGAACCAGGGUACUAUAGUUAAAAAUACGUAUCUUGGACACACUCAGUGGGUUCAAUCCGUUUGUUGGAGUACCACCAACGAAUAUUUGUUCGUAUCUGGUGCCUAUGAUAAUCACGUUAAAUUGUGGGACUAUCGCAGCCCAAAGGCACCGAUUUUUGAGCUGAUUGGUCACGAAGACAAGGUGCUGGCCUGUGACUGGUCCAAUCCAAGUAUCAUCAUCUCCGGUGGGUCAGACAACUCGGUACGAGUUUUUAAAUCAAAAGUUGCAACACAAAAGGAAUAAUAACACAUUUGUAAAAUAGACUAAC
Molecule: messenger RNA, 1406 nt
Organism: Sabethes cyaneus
Lineage: Eukaryota; Metazoa; Arthropoda; Insecta; Diptera; Culicidae
Product: ribosome biogenesis protein WDR12 homolog
Exons: 3
Coding region: 101-1381 (426 amino acids)
Biological process (GO): ribosome biogenesis
Cellular component (GO): preribosome, large subunit precursor
Molecular function (GO): protein binding
Source: RefSeq, a predicted model, not a curated record